Messenger RNA from Papilio xuthus (Asian swallowtail), 1300 nucleotides. Its product is annotated as nucleoporin-like protein 2. Bases 127 to 1161 code for a protein of 344 amino acids. NCBI's taxonomy places the organism in Eukaryota, Metazoa, Arthropoda, Insecta, Lepidoptera, Papilionidae. The transcript has 3 exons. Gene Ontology annotation, molecular function: metal ion binding. The record is from RefSeq and is a predicted model, not a curated record.
UGACAACGAAUUUCGCAAAGUUUGUGUUUUUAUUUAAGUUUUAAUGUUUUUAAAGUGCUGUAAAUUAUUGUCUCGUAUCCAAUUUAAUGACAUAUGACCGUAGUGAUAGUAUAAAGUGACCUAAUAAUGGUAGUUUGUAAGUUUUUCCAACAAGGCUAUUGCCGUUACGGGCAAAACUGCAGAUUUGAACAUAUUUAUGGCUCCAAAUAUUCAUAUCAUGCGAAUCCUCCCGCCCAAACUGCACCAGUACCAGCACAGACAAAUAUUGUGACAGAUGAACAAUUAGUCAACCAAGUGAAGUCUGAUAUUCAGUCAGCGCUAAAGGGCGGGCAAUGGAUCAUAUCCAGUUACGCACCCUUCAAAGAAAAGCCAGGAUAUCCAGGCCUGUCAGAUUUGUCACCUGAAGAAGCAAGGUUAUUUAUGUAUGAAGCUAAAGCAAAUAAUAAUGUAGAUCAAGCUGUGGCGUACUUUGACAAUCUGUACAGAGAAUCACGAUAUAAAUAUGAACAAUUACUUCAACCAACAGUAAAUACAAUAAAAAUAUUAAGAAACCUUUACAAAGGAGAGUCUGUUACACCGACUCCUCAAACAUCAUUGACUCCAUCUAAUAAUGCAUCAUCUUUAUUUAGAAGUGCUUUGGGUAAUACAAACACAUCUGUUUUCAAUCAGACCACAAAUCAAAGUGUAUUCAGUCCAAAUACACAAACUGCAGCUAAGUCUAUUUUCGCUGAAGCGAACCAAGCAACAUUCGGUCCAACUAACACAAGUAUUUUUGCAACGAAUGAAACAGCACCUAAGUCAUUAUUUGCGCAAGAAACUCAAAAGAUGUUUGGACCAACACCUACAAAUAACCCUGUUAAUGUUUUCGUCACAACAAAACAAAGCAUUUUUGCUCCAACGGAUUCAGUUGGACAAAAUGUAUUUCCAAGUCAACCAGCCGUUAAUGUUUUUCAAAAACCUGAUCAACCAAGUGAUGUUUUUGAAAGAAAGAAUUCACAAAAUGUUUUUAGCAACGUAUUUGAACAGAAAUCUGAUGCAAAUGAUGAUAUUUACAGCAAAUUGGAAGAUUUAUCUAAUGAUGAGUUAGAAGCUUUUAAGAGUAGCGAAUUUAAAUUAGGCUUUAUUCCAGAAUUGCCACCUCCUAGAGAAUUAUGUUUUUGAACACUUUUUAUAUUAAGUAAAUAGCAACAAAUUGUGUAAAUACUCCUUUUAAGUUUACAAUAGAAAUCAUAAUUUUGUACUGUAUGUAAUUACUACUUGUCACAAUUAAAUGCAAAUUCAAUUUAAUUAAGUAAAAAUU